This is a messenger RNA of Melanotaenia boesemani (Boeseman's rainbowfish), 1367 nucleotides long. RefSeq names its product RNA guanine-N7 methyltransferase activating subunit-like. The transcript is spliced from 3 exons. The record is from RefSeq and is a predicted model, not a curated record. The coding region runs from base 111 to 497 and encodes 128 amino acids. Gene Ontology annotation, molecular function: RNA binding. Gene Ontology annotation, biological process: RNA 5'-cap (guanine-N7)-methylation. Lineage: Eukaryota; Metazoa; Chordata; Actinopteri; Atheriniformes; Melanotaeniidae.
CCAUUAAGUAAUAUUUGUGUUUCGGGGGAAGCAAUUCAUUGACGUUCUAGUACUGGAAUUUUACACCACUCGUGUCGCUAAAGCUAACAAGACUCUUAGGCAUAUAAAGAAUGACCGAAGCCUCGGAAAAUCUGCAGAACUACGAGGACCUGUUUGCAAACAGAUUUACAUCUGAGGAUCAUGAAUACCAACAGUAUCUGAACCGCCCUGCUGACCCUCCACCCAUUGUGGAGGACUGGAGGGGGCGUGGUGGGGGAAACCAGAGAGGCAGGGAUAACAGGUACCAGGAUCGUCGAGCACAUGGAGAUCGUGGGUGGGGAGGAGGCAGAGAUUGGGGAGGAGACAGGGGUUGGCGAGGGGGCCAUCGUGGGCAGCACUGGCACAACAGAGACCGAGACCGCUACAGUGGGCAUGGAAGUGGUUAUCAGUCAGGGCCUCCGAGCUCCAACCAGGGUUACAACUCCUAUCACCAGAGACCUCGUCAUGACCGCUACUGACAUCUGCUCUAAUCACCCAGCUUCUGUCGGUAUUUAUAGUAUUCACCGUCGUAUAACUUGCGUUGCAAUACUGUGUGCAGCUGAUAUUCUUUGUAUAGUUUAAAUGCCACCAACUCUUACUGUAAGGGCGGGCUGACAAAAUGUGUCAGUGUUAUAAAGUCUUUCUCAACUUCAAUAAAUGUACACUUUACUCAUGGUAAUGACUCUUGUUGAGAACAGAUCUUCAGUUCUCAGUACUGGAACUCGUGUUGUAAAGAAAGCUGAAAAGUCAUUUUUAGUAUUUGUAGUAUCUUUUUCUUAAUGGCUUAAUGUCACAUUAUGACAGGCGAGUAGUCCUAUCUUCAAAUUAUUUUAUAACUAGACUUCUGUGUGCUUUGAUAUUACAUAAAAAUAUGCUGUGUUUAAACAAGAAAUGAAUCUGAGUUUCUGGAGCAAAUGUCUUUGUAAUGCUGCUUUAUUUUUCUGUCUCAAAACAGACAAUUGAAAUCAACUUCUGAUAAUAAACAUGUAUUUUCUUAAUCAAAUGGCUGUUUUGUUAGGUUACAGUAUGUAUUCUAAUAUUAAUUGGAGUUUAACAUUGUCAGUGUGAAAGUGACAGUAAUUAAAUUGAUGUUUUGGUGUAAUUAUCCAAUGAUGACUAUUAUUCCUGUUAAGUCAAGUUUUUAACAAAAUAAAUAUUCUUUCUUUUGUUGGGAGGUAUGCAUGUAGUGAAUUUGAGUACAAUAGCAUUUAUAUGAAGUCAAGUGUCCUGACUAAUUAAACAUUUUUAGUGGAGAAGAAAAAAAUAUCUGCUUCUCAAGCAUUUUGUGAACAGAACCUCCAAAAGAGACCAUCACUGGUCCACCCGGCACUGUGAGCAAUUUUGAUUCU